Lasiodiplodia theobromae is the source of this 1404-nucleotide messenger RNA. Its product is annotated as Rab GDI protein. Gene Ontology annotation, biological process: small GTPase-mediated signal transduction; protein transport; vesicle-mediated transport. Gene Ontology annotation, molecular function: Rab GDP-dissociation inhibitor activity. The transcript has 8 exons. Bases 1 to 1404 code for a protein of 467 amino acids. Gene Ontology annotation, cellular component: cytoplasm. NCBI's taxonomy places the organism in Eukaryota, Fungi, Ascomycota, Dothideomycetes, Botryosphaeriales, Botryosphaeriaceae. The record is from RefSeq and is a predicted model, not a curated record.
AUGGAAGAAGUCGCCCCCGAGUAUGAUGUCGUCGUCCUUGGCACCGGCCUGACGGAAUGCGUGUUGUCUGGUGUCCUGAGUGUGAAGGGCAAGAAGGUCCUGCACAUGGACCGGAACGACCACUAUGGCGGUGAGGCUGCGUCCCUGAACAUUGAGGCGAUGUUCAAGAAGUACGGCAACUACACCGAGGGCGAGAAGCCGUGGGAGAAGUACGGCCGCGUCAACGACUGGAACAUCGACCUUGUGCCCAAGCUGCUCAUGUCGAACGGCGAGCUCACCAACAUCCUCGUCUCGACCGAUGUUACCCGAUACCUCGAGUUCAAGCAGAUUGCUGGCAGCUUCGUCCAGCAGGGCAAGGGCCCCAAGGCCACCGUUGCCAAGGUCCCCUCUGACGCUGGCGAGGCUCUGCGCUCGCCGCUGAUGGGUCUCUUCGAGAAGAGGCGUGCGCGUAGCUUCCUCGAGUGGGUUGGUUCCUACAAGAAGGAGGACUCCGCCACCCACAAGGGCCUGAGCAUCGGCUCCUGCACCAUGAAGGAUGUCUACGACAAGUUCGGCCUCGAGGACUCUACCCGCGACUUCAUUGGCCACUCCAUGGCUCUGUACCAGACCGACGAGUACAUCAACGCCGCUGGCGGGGCCGACGAGACCAUUGAGCGCAUCAGGCUCUACGUCAACUCGAUGGCUCGCUACGGCAAGUCGCCUUACAUCUACCCGCUCUACGGUCUCGGCGAGCUUCCCCAGGGUUUCGCUCGUCUGUCCGCCAUCUACGGUGGUACCUACAUGCUCAACGCCGAUGUCGACGAGGUCCUGUACGAGGACGGCAAGGUCGCUGGCAUCAAGGCUACCAUGAAGGAGAAGGACGCCCCCGGCGAGGGAAUGAAGUUCACUACCAAGUGCAAGAAGAUCCUUGCCGACCCCAGCUACUUCCCCCAGAAGGCCAAGCCCACCGGCCACCUUCUGAAGGCCAUUUGCAUCCUCAACCACCCCGUUCCCGGCACUGAGGACUCCGACUCUCUCCAGCUCAUCAUUCCCCAGAGCCAGGUUGGCCGCAAGAACGAUGUCUACGUUGCCGUUGUCUCCUCGGCGCACAACGUCUGCCCCAAGGGCUACUACAUCGCCAUCGUCAGCACCAUUGCUGAGUCCGACAGCAACCACCACCUCGAGCUCGAGCCCGGCUUCGAGCGCCUGGGCAAGAUCGAGGAGAAGUUCAUGGGCCCGCCCAUCCCUCUGUACGAGCCCAUCGAGGACGGCACCAACGACAACGUCUUCCUCUCGAAGAGCUACGACGCCACCAGCCACUUCGAGACUACGACGGAUGACAUCAAGAACAUCUACAGGAGGGCCGAGGGCGAGGACUUGGUCGUCGAGGGCCUGAGGGAAGUCCAGGUCGCCGCGGAGGAGUAA